GACAAAAGGACCAAUAAACAGCAGCACCUCAUUUUUCCACACUUUGCUUUAAAACCUUCCUUCUUAACUGUUCCACUCUUGUAAGCACAACCCAUCUACACUUUUCUCUUCUUCAUCUCCUCCUUUAACCUUUUCCCCUCGAUUCUUUUUCUUGAUUAGUUGCUAAUUUUCAUUUUUUAAUCGAUUUUAGUAAGCUCAAUUUUGCUAACAAUUUGUUUAUAAGCAACUGUGUAAGACCAAGAUUUCACUAACCACCUUGCAAGCCAAAGGUGAUUAGUUCUCCAAUUUUCCAUAUGCAGAGUGCCAGAAGUAGUGAUACAACUUGCAGCAGUGGAAUGUUGGAGCUUCAUGGAGAUAUCUAAUGCGCCUGAAGUUGAGCUAAAAUGAAGACCACACAGGAUCCACAGAACACUGUAGAAAAGAAACCGCCAACCCAGGCUUCUCAUGAGACCCAAAAUGACCCGCAGAACCAUACAGCCGAUACACCUGUAGCUGAUGCAGGUUCUGUUUCUGCAUCAGGCAAUGAUAAUCGGAAAGUUUCACGUGAAGAUAUUGAACUUGUCCAAAACUUGAUUGAACGGUGCUUGCAACUGUAUAUGAAUAAGGAUGAAGUAGUAAAAACACUUCUUAAUCGUGCAAGGAUAGAUCCUGGAUUUACAACUCUAGUUUGGCAAAAAUUAGAAGAAGAAAAUGCAGAUUUCUUUCGGGCCUACUACAUUAGGCUUAAACUGAAGAAACAAAUCAUCUUGUUCAAUCAUUUGCUUGAGCAUCAGUAUCAUCUAAUGAAAUAUCCAGUGCCUCCAAAGGUUCCAUUGACUCCGAUGCAGAACGGGAUUAACACCAUGCCAGUCAACAACUUACCCAUGGGAUAUCCCGUCCUUCAGCAGCAUCCAGCUCCAGCUGCAGGUCAACCUCAUCUUGAUCCAAUGGGCAUGUCCAGCUGCCAUGUGGUUAAUGGUGUGCCAGCGCCAGGAAACUAUCAUCCCAUGAGGAUGAAUUCUGGAAACGAUAUGGUGAUUGACACCAGUGCGUCGGAUGUAGCACCAACUAUUCCACCUAGCAAUGCCAUGUCAUCAAUGUCAGAUAUGGCCGUAAGCCCUACAUCAGUAGCUUCCAGCGGCCAUUUUCCCUUUACAGCUUCAGAGAUUUCGGGGAUGGGAGUUGACACGUCAGCCCUUGAUGCUGCUUUCCCAUCUGAUGUAGCAAGUUCAGUAGGAUUAGAACUUCCACCAGAUAAUGGUGUUGGUAAUUCUAGGGAUUCACUGAGAUCUUUCGCUCAGCUUCCUUGGAAUUUCAGUCUUUCAGAUCUAACAGCAGAUUUGUCCAACUUGGGAGAUCUAGGGCCUCUUGGAAACUAUCCUGGUUCUGCUUUUUUGCCUUCUGAUUCAGACAUUCUACUUGACUCUCCUGAGCAAGAUGAUAUAGUAGAAGAGUUCUUUGUCGAUGUUGAUGCCGAUCCAGGACCAACAUGUCAGUCAGAUGAAGAGAAGUCCUAGCUUAAAUUGAGAUAUUAAUGUUGCAUUUUGCGUUUGAAAUUAGAAUAAGUCUGUGUAAAAUGAUCAUAAACUGAUAGAUUGAUUUGAUUUAGAUGUGGCAGAUAUAGUUAUUAACCUAAUUUAGAUAUACCUUGGGUUGUUAUUAUCAGAUCUUUAUUUCAUUAUUAGUAGAAGCAGGAGAGGAUAUGUUCAGUUCCCUCCCUUUUUGAUAAUGAAAGUUUGUAUCUUAAGAUAGUCAACUUUAAUCUUUCACAAAGGAUAUGUAAUCCACAUGUUGUUGUUGUUGUUGUUGUUACCUAAACAGGUUAUCAUUAUGUUCUUUUUGGAUAA
This is a messenger RNA of Nicotiana attenuata, 1826 nucleotides long. RefSeq lists its product as uncharacterized. Lineage: Eukaryota; Viridiplantae; Streptophyta; Magnoliopsida; Solanales; Solanaceae. Bases 384 to 1496 code for a protein of 370 amino acids. The transcript is spliced from 9 exons. The record is from RefSeq and is a predicted model, not a curated record.